GGGAUUCGCGCCGUUUGUUCGGGAAGACAACGUCAUCGUCGUCGUCUUUGUCAUUAUCAUCAUCAUCUUCAUUUGUGGCAGCAGCCGUGCGCGUGAAGACGAAGAAGCAGAAGAAGCGUUCCAGCCGGUGUCGACGGCGGCAGCAGAGCAGGUAGCGGUCGCCAUGUCGGUCGCCACGCAAGACGAGCUCGACGACACCAAGGUGGCCGAGCUACGUGACCUGUUUUGCAAGUUCGACGUGGAUCGCACAGGCGCGGUGGCGUUCGAGCACGUCGACGAGAUCCUCCGAACCGCCGCCCGCGUCAUCGUCGAGCCGGAGUUCAAGAAACGCGUCAAGAGCACCGAGCCCGACGACCUCCAGCAGAAGGUGCAGUUCCCAGAGUUUCUGGACAUGGUGCAGAAGUGCACCCGCGUGUUCAACCCCCAGACGGACCUGCAAGACGCGUUCCGCGUGUUCGACCGCGACGGCCACGGCUUCAUCACGACGGCCGAGCUGCGUCACGUGGUCACCACGCUGGGCGAGCGCAUGACCGACGAGGAGGCCGACGAGCUCAUCCGGGAGGCGGACCCCAACAACGAAGGGCAAGUCGACUACGAGCAGUUCAUCAAGAUCAUCUCCACGCCAGUCCCACCGGACCAGUACGGCGUGCCGCCCAAGAAGAGGCCUAUGCCGAGCACCGAACUGCUGCAGCCGGGUCCCGACAGCCUGGUGCCAACGGCGUCGGGCGUGCCGGGGCAGAGGGCGUCGGUGAGCGCGGUGUCCGAGGCGCAUCCCGCGCUCGGCGAAGUGGCCGCGGCGGCCGGCGAAGGCAGCGCCAAGUCGUCGUCCGAGCCCCGCAGCGACGACAAGUCCGGCCAGGGUUCGAACAAGUCCUCCGGCAAGACGUCCGUCUCGGGCUCUGACAAAGGGUCCGGCUCCGGUUCGGGAAAGGGGUCCGCGGGAGGAUCCAACAAGUCGUCCCGGAAAGGGUCCGGCACCGGCGACACUCCUGGCGCCGUUUCUAAUGCCAGUGGUCCUCCCGUCGAGGCAGUCGUGCACGGCCCACCCGCCGAGAAGAAGGACGGCGAGGUGGUCAACAAAUGACAGGGACGCCUGUCCCGAUUGCGCCGCGAGGUCAUCGAAGCAGCGCAACGGAAACUGCGGCCCCGUCAGGAGGUCGUGUACCGUGCUGAGACCAUGGCCGAUUCCGCGGCGUCAGCCGUAGUGUAGUCGACGCAGCCCUGUGAUACUCGGGAACACCUCCAGAGUGCAGGGUCCGUCAGAAAUAAAUUUGGUCACUCUGAACUUUAUGAUUGAUGA
Messenger RNA from Dermacentor andersoni, 1300 nucleotides. RefSeq lists its product as uncharacterized. The record is from RefSeq and is a predicted model, not a curated record. Lineage: Eukaryota; Metazoa; Arthropoda; Arachnida; Ixodida; Ixodidae. Gene Ontology annotation, molecular function: calcium ion binding. Gene Ontology annotation, cellular component: myosin II complex.